GAAAGCGUCAGAAAUGUUUUGCGUUUGAGCUGAGAAGGUCUGCUUAAAGUUUCAAUAAGGAGUUUCGGAUGUUAUCGCUAAAGUGGCCGGUUUUGUGAUUAUCACGAAUAGAAACAACUCCAAAUAAAGUCUAAAGUGAACAGCACUCGAGCCGAAAGAUAUAUUCGAAUCCAAAACCUAGCUUAUUUUGCCGAUGGUGACUGCGGUGAAAAAGAAAAUUUGAAUAUAGAAAAAAUGGCCGAUUCGGACUGGAAGAGCCGCGUUGGAAUAGACAUAAAUUUCAGCUCUGGCGAUGAAGAGGACGACGACGAUGACGGCGAUAGCAGUAGCACCGUGGUAAGACCGUUCGCUGACGAGCCGGAUUUUGUCGAAGAUUUCUGCAGCAACUCGCAGGACUUUGAAGAAGGUAUCCGGAUAUCCUCCGUGGACGACGUACUCAGCCGGUACGCGGAACAGUAUGGUAGUACACCACCAAGGACAAGAAUAAAGAACAAAAGCAGAAGCUCUCGUCAAAGAAUGGAAGGAAAUGUCAGAAUGCGCACCGGUCGUUUGGCGCGUCCACGUGCUGACAGACGCAACACGGUUGACUGUGCUAUUUUGAACCAGAUGAUAAUGGAGACAGAUGGAGACGAAAAAGUUCGCAGCGACAAACGAUCGACGCAGCUACUGCGCGAAUCCGAAAGGGAGUUAAAGAUGGCAGCCGCUGUUAAUCCUGUAAUAGCAAGAAACUCGGCCAACCUUGGUCCAUCCCCUGGAUCUAUCGAGGAACGUGCUGAAAGUAUGCCGAUCACUAAUGUUCCUUCUGGAAUCGGCGCUGGAGUGAUCCCAACAUUGAUCGAAUCGUGCAAUCGUUUCAUGAGUGUAAAAUCCCGACCUGUGGGUUGUAGAACUUCGGCUCCUCCGUCCGCUUUUGUGAAUUUUCGCGAUUGCUCCAUCAAUGCAGGGUCUGAAAUACCUCAAAAUCGGAUCGCAUUUCACGAAACAUUCUCCAACUUGAUAAAACUAGGUAGUAUCGAUAAAGAUCGCACCAAUCGAAAUAUAAUCUCCACGGAAGAACGACUCUGGCAAACGCAUGUUAACGAUUUAAUAUGGCUGGAGCUACAAGCUUGGCAUGCCGAUCGCUCGGUUGAACAGCAGGAUAAGAUCCUUUGUCAGGCUAGAAACGAAAUCGACAUAUUACUAGAGGAAAUCAUGAAUUUUCGAUUCCAAAGACAUUUAGCACGAAACGUAAGUGAUUUGAGCCAGGCUGACAGUGGAUUGGGAUCAGACGCCACAGCUUCCACGGUCAACGGUGACACCAUUCGUGAGUUCUGUUUCGGUUGUCUAUCGAUGUACUGUAAGGAUUGUUUGGAGAUUCAAACGAUCGCAUUGAAACAGGUAGAGGACCUCUUACUGCGGUUAGAAUCCAAGGAAAGUCUGUUCCCUUCAUCCAAAGCAAUGGGCAUGGCAUUUCCAUUGUACCAAAGUGAGGCAUUUGUUGGCAAGGUCAAAGCGAUGUGCCUUUGGUACAAUAUGACCAAGCAGCAUCGAUUAACCUUGCUAAUAUUAGGCAAAUUACUGGCGCGACUUCAGGGAAACAAGAAACCUUACCAUUGGCCAAUCAUGGAGACGGACAGUUCUACAAGUUCUUCGGUGCAGGAGGAACCUUCUGAAAUCGGCGAUAGUGGACUAGGCGAAUCAACAUCCAGUUCGACCGGAAGUUGUUCAGCUAGACGAGUUCAGUUCGUAGACGAAGGAAGUGCUACAGAAAGUGCUAAUAGUGAUGAAUCCGGUCGUGACUAUUCCGAUAUGGAAGACUUCUCCAUUCGGCGGCAUUACGCGUUCACUGAAGAAACUGAAAUGAGUCAAUAUAUAAACACGUUGAAUUUUUACAGUGUCAACUCUAUCACGGAGGUUACCUCGCAUACGGCAAACAAUUCUACCACGCUAUAUCGACGGUAUAUCGAAAAUGUCCUCAAGUGUCGUGGCCUUGGGAAGUCACUAACGUUCCUGCAUCGAUUACACAACGUUGUACUGCGAAAAGCACAGCUAACACUGGAAAAUCCAGACACUCAAGAACACGAAGAUGACAGUUUGUUUAUCGAGGAGGAUGUACCGUGCAUUGAACCACCACUGGACAAGGAACAGGAAUCUGAGCUCCGUCGUUUUGGUGCUUGGAGUAGCGAAGCCAAACAACUGAAACUACCUUCGUAUGUUUCUGCUUUUAUCUUUUUAUCGCUCAUUCCCUUGGAAGUAAUCCAAGAAUUUCUAAAGAUGCGGCUUGAAACAAGACCGCUACAACCAAACCCGCUCAGUUUAGAGCAACAUAUUAAGGAGCUGAAGGAAGGCCUAACACUUGCUAUGAUUCAUCGCGACAGAUUUCAGAAGCAUAUAAAUACCGCCCUGUAUGAUCGCGAAUCGGAAUUGGAUAAAUAUAUGGGAGUGCUGGAGACAUUCGAUGGUACGGUGAGGAAAAUUUUUGAACUAUAUUUGGAGUAUGCUGAGCAGUGGAUUCUGGUGGCCACACCAGAAGGUCAUCAGAAAUCAGCGUUGGAUGAGGAGUGGCGCUUCACUAAAUUGGUUUGUCCGAUGAUUCCGGGACAACACGCCACUGCGGCGAAACGGUUUUGCAAUAUCGUGGAAAAGGUUCUGGAAGACAUAGGGAGGCAGAUGAUUGCACGGCUGCGUGAGUUGGAUGAUCAAUUAAAGUCGAUUGACAAUACUCCGGUUGAUAAAUCGGGCAAAAAGUGGCAAUUUCUAGCCCUCUGCCGAGAGACGCAGGACGUGUUUACAUUUGCACGUGAUAAAACCAUGAAAACUAUGGCCUUUGCUAAAGGUUUGUUCCGUGAUCUAGAAAAAUGUGACUUUCACCGGGACCAUUGCGAUGAAGGAGAGGAAGAAAGUGAGGAUGGCGUAGUGUUAAGAAACAACCUUGGACGCAAGAAGAGUCCGGUAUGUCAAGAGGUUGUCGAUAUUUUACGUUUGGUGAAGAAAAAUGCUUUGUUGUUCCGUAAUAAGCUAACGUCUGUUAUUGAAAAUCUACAAAAUGAGUGUCAUGUGCGGAAUAUGGCGGAUAUGGAUGAGAAUGAUCGGAUUGCGGUACUGUCGAGAACUCGUGAAAUUCUACAUCAGGGGUACAAGUUUGGCUUCGAGUAUCACAAGGAUUUAGCGAGGCUGUACGAGACAAAAGCGGAAAACUGUCGCGAUCCGGAGAGUGAAUUGAAACUUUCCAAUGCGAUCGUUCACUUUGCCAAACUGUGGAUGAAGUUUGUUACGGAACGUUGUGAGAGAGGCAGAGGUCUUCGUCCACGAUGGGCCAAUCAAGGUUUGGAGUUCCUAAUUUCAGCCUGUGAUCCACAGUGUACUAGUCACCUGCGUAAUGCAGAAUUCGAAGAUCUUAAAUCAAAAAUGGAUGCGUGCAUUUCGCAUGUUAUUGGUAGUAUUAAGGAGCCGGAGAGAUUGCGACGAUCACCGCGAUCUAGGAAAAGUUCUCCAUCUCCUUCCCCAACGCCGGGACGUGCAUCAAUCCCUACAAUUACACUCAGCAAAACUUACCAGAACCAGUUGAGUUUACGAGAAGACGGCGUUGUGCUCAGAUCGCAUCAUACAACUGACUCUUACGAUGUUUACCGAAAGCAGACAUCAUACGAAAGUGUUCCGGAAAUAAGAAUACGUGUACCAACGGAAACGUUGCUUGGCACCAAACCACUGCGGCAGCUACGUGUGCGUGACGCUAUCAACAAGCUUGAUUACGCGUUGAACGAAAAAUUACGUGACAGAAACCUGAUUGGCAACGUCAAAGAGAUAAGCUACUGUGAUAAGGUGCUGAACAGAGCACGUAGUGUGAAUUUCAGCUGGCAUCGAGGCAUCAAAAUAGGUCAAGGUCGAUUCGGGAAGGUAUACACAGCGGUGAACAAUUCGUCCGGCGAAUUGAUGGCAAUGAAGGAGAUUGCGAUCCAGCCUGGCGAAACGAGUGCGAUUCGAAAGGUUGCCGAGGAGCUGAAAAUAUUCGAAGGCAUCAAUCACAGAAAUUUGGUGAAAUAUUAUGGAGUGGAAAUUCAUAGGGAGGAAUUGCUUAUUUUCAUGGAACUAUGUCCGGAAGGAACAUUAGAAAGCUUGGUGGAACUCAAUGGUGGACUUCCGGAGGCACAUUCACGUCGCUAUACGAUUCAAUUACUCUCCGGUGUAAAGGAACUGCAUCGGCAUGGGGUAGUACAUCGAGAUUUAAAGACAGCCAAUAUUUUCCUAACUAGAGAUGGAAACUGUCUCAAACUGGGUGAUUUUGGAUCUGCGGUAAAGAUCCAAGCACACACUACGAUACCGGGCGAAUUGAAAGGAUACGUCGGAACGCAAGCUUACAUGGCACCGGAAGUUUUCACCAAAACAAACAGCGAGGGUCACGGCCGAGCAGCUGACAUUUGGUCCGUAGGAUGCGUCGUCAUUGAAAUGAGCAGUGGAAAGCGCCCUUGGCAUCAGUUUGAUUCCAACUUUCAAAUCAUGUUUAAGGUGGGUAUGGGGGAAACGCCAGAGAUACCGGACUGUUUAUCGGAGGAAGGUCAAGAUUUUGUCACUAGCUGCCUACAGCAUGACCCGAAGCAACGACAAUCGGCAGCAGAGUUGCUACAGCAUAAUUUCUGUAAGGUGAGUGACGACAGCAUGAAGGAUUUGGAUUUGGAGACUCAACGGUCUUUUCGACGAAAUCUUAACUCAUCGUCGUCAACCAAGUCGUGAGAAAACCGACUGACCAUCAAACGAAUAACUUGUUCAAAUACUACUUGCAUACAUCUACUUUGUCAGCAGCCAGUUAUUUCCUACACAUACACACACAAUUACGAGUAUCAUAAAGACUGUUCAGUAUUGAAGUUACGAAACGAUCAAAGAUAAAAAGGACAUUACUACUUAAUCUCAUGCUAAACCAAGUUAUACACACAUUCCAUCAACAUAUUUUCGGACAUUCAGGAAAUUUAGUAGAUUUUCCAUCGCCCCGUGGUAGAUCACUAUAAGGUAAUGUGACCAGGCGCCCCCGAUUAGACGCGUUAGUAUUUUUU
Molecule: messenger RNA, 5027 nt
Organism: Topomyia yanbarensis
Lineage: Eukaryota; Metazoa; Arthropoda; Insecta; Diptera; Culicidae
Gene: Mekk1
Product: mitogen-activated protein kinase kinase kinase 4
Exons: 7
Coding region: 235-4710 (1491 amino acids)
Biological process (GO): protein phosphorylation; MAPK cascade
Molecular function (GO): protein kinase activity; ATP binding
Source: RefSeq, a predicted model, not a curated record